Acanthosepion pharaonis is the source of this 5631-nucleotide messenger RNA. The record is from the annotation of a GenBank genome assembly. NCBI's taxonomy places the organism in Eukaryota, Metazoa, Mollusca, Cephalopoda, Sepiida, Sepiidae.
AUGACAGCUGAGGAAUCUUUGGAUACGUCUAAGGAAAAAUUUCCGAAAGACACGAUUGUGUCUGCUAAUGAUAGUGGAGCUACUGCCGAAGUCGACGACUCCAAGGCUAAGUUUAUUCCUAAUGGCGACAAAGAUGAGCAAGAACAUGUUAUUGUUAAAGUUGGAACGAACGAUUUCAACGGUCUCACCAAGGAAGAACUCAUGAAAUACGCAAACGACCCUUUCUGGGUGCGUACCCGUUUAAUUCUGUUCGUUAUUUUCUGGGUUGGAUGGAUUGCUAUGCUGGUAGCAGCGAUCGUCAUAAUUGUCCUUGCGCCAAGAUGUCCUUACAAACCCGACUUGAAAUGGUACAAUACCGACGUCAUCUACGAAAUAUCGCCUCGGUCUUUUAAGGAUUCUGACAAUGAUGGAAAUGGGGAUCUAAAAGGUAUUCAACAACAAUUUCCCUACCUGGCUUCGAUUGGCGUGAAAACACUGUGGAUCCAUUCUCUUUUCGAUGUGCAGUAUAAAGAUUCCGGAUUCGGUCUUAUUAACCACACGGCCAUUAACCCAACUUAUGGAACAGAAGCCGACAUCACUUCUAUGAUCAAGCAAUUUAAAAAAGAUAACCGGCAUCUGAUUUUAGAUUUUAUUCCUUUCUAUACUCAUGUGAAUCACAGAUGGUUUAAUCAAAGUCGCAGUAGCAAGAAGAGCGAUAAGAUGGCUGACUACUAUAUCUGGAAGAGUAAAAGCGACGUCGACAAUUUGAGUCUAGAGGAGAAGAAAUCGUGGUACCGGGAUUCUACGCGUAAUGAAUAUUACCUGGCUACUCUGGGUGAAUCUUUGCCCAACCUUAAUCUGCAUAAUAAAGAAGUCCGCGACGAACUGGGGGAUAUUCUCAGGUAUUGGUUUGCACGUGGCGUGGCGGGAUUUCACAUAAAUGACCUCGAACAUAUUAUGAACUUAAACACGAGUAUUGCUGAUGCAACGAAAUCACAGAGAGAACAAAUCCUGGAAGCUAUAUACGAGUGGAGAUCAAUUGCCAACCAUUUCUCUGAUAAACCCGGACGAGAACGUCUUCUUUUCUCCACGGUGACAGUCAGCAACUUAAAUGAUACCAUGACUUAUUAUGGAGAUGAAAAUAAGAAUGGGCUCAAUUUUGUUGCGGCUGCCAAUUUAGAAGAUAUCACUAAACAAAACUCGCCCUCCUCCAUUAUGGACAUAGUCGACACUGUCUUGGAUGGAACCGAUACAGAUUGGAGGGGUUGGCUCCUGGGUGAUCAAGACCAUAGUCGUCUCAUGUCACGAGUGGAAAAUCCAGAUUUCUUGAAAUCUGUAAUGACACUUCAAAUGCUCCUACCCGGAACAGCUUUCUGUUACUAUGGAGACGAAAUCGGAAUGCAGAAUACACCUUUAGUAAACUUAACAGACUCUUUGCAAAAAGCUGAUGCAAAUAACCCUGUAAUUGAUCUUUAUCGCUACAGAAGCCCAAUGUUAUGGAAUAAUGAGAAAAACGCCGGUUUCAGUAAGGCCACACCCUGGCUUCUACCCAAGAGAGGCCUUAUUAGUGUAGCCUCCCAGAGGGCGUACAACAACAGAAAUCCUUACCCACCGCUAAAAGCAUUCAGUGACCUCAAUGAACUUAGAUCAAACUAUUCAUUCCAGUGGGGAUCUUUUGUGCCGUCGGUGACGAAUGACAAUAUUUUCUCGUUCGUUAGAGAAGCAACCGGCUUUCAUGGCUAUUUGGUGGCCAUUAAUUUUGAUAACAAACAACACACUGCCAGAUUCAACAACCACCCGUCUGGUAGUGUGCCCGACAAAGUCGAAGUUGUCUUCCACAGCAUGCGACAUGGUCACGAGUUCAAACCAGGCGCGGUGCUCAAUUUAGUCAAGGCACCAAUCACUCUACAAAGUUUUGAAGCUGCAGUCUUCAAAUUCUUGUGGUUUAUUUUUUUUUUUAAAACCUUAAAACGAAAUGAAUCUCUAUUCAGCGUACAGUUUAGUGUCAAUGCUGAAUGGAAUUCAUCUUCACAGCAGAGCUACAGCGAUAAAAAUGGACCAUACUUUAAUUAUGGCAAUGAAAAAAGGCCAUAUAAUGGUUGGGGACAAAAGACUGAUCCUGAAUUAAAUGUUGAUGAAGUCAUUGCUGACCACUCCUUUACUGUGAUUGACCAUUACAAUUCUGAUUUGAACCUGAUAAUUGACCCUGAUGGGUAUGGAGCUUAUUCUUUAACUGAACCUGAAGGAUUUUGUUUUUGUUGGGCAGGAGCACGAGCCACUUAUGGCGUGACUCGUGGUAAAGUUUUUUUUGAAGUUCAUAUAACGGAAAAUCUCCCUGUGGUCUAUGGAGAUAACCAUCAAGAGGCAGAUCCUCACGUGGUGAGAUUGGGGUGGUCAGUUGACAGUUGUUGCUUCCAGUUAGGUGAAUCUGAAAAUUCUUUUGGCUAUGGUGGAACUGGAAAAUUCUCUGUAGCCUUAAAGUUUUCUGACUAUGGUGAACGUUUUGGAGUUGGUGAUGUCAUUGGUUCUCUCUUGGAUCUCCAAUCUCAUCCUCCGACCAUUUCUUUUACCAAAAAUGGUCAUUGGUUUGGAACUGCCUAUACCUUACACAACUACCCUGUUGGUGUAAAAUCCAAAGCUCUCUUCCCACAUAUACUCACCAAAAAUUGUCGGUUCAAAGUGAAUUUUGGUCAAACUGAUGCCUGGUUUGCACCUCCACCUGGCUUUGUUUAUAUUGAUCAUGUCCCUCUGGAUGACCGGGUCCGUGGACUCACAGGGCCUUCCAAGAAAGCAGACUGUGAGAUGAAUAUGAUUGUUGGACUGCCAGGAGUAGGCAAAACAACAUAUGGACAAAAGAAGCAGAAAGAUAACACUGAAAAACGGUACAACAUAAUUGGGACGGACACACUCAUUGACAAAAUGCGGGUGAUGGGAUUGCCCAGAAAACGAAACUACCACGGCCGAUGGGAAGUGCUCAUUGACAAGGCGUCAAAAUGUCUCAAGAAAUUGUUCCAAAUUGCUUCUCGACGUAAGCGUAACUACAUCCUCGAUCAGACAAAUGUCUAUGCUUCAGCCCGAAGAAACAAAAUGAAGCAUUUUGAAGGUUUCCAGAGAAUCGCUUGGGUCAUUGUGCCAGAACACAAUGAGUUUGAGCGACGGUCAUUAAAACGAACAGUUGAAGACGGCAAAAUUGUUCCUGUCGAAGCUGUCCUUGAGAUGAAAGCCAAUUUUAAAUUGCCUGUUGAUGGUGUGGAUCCAUUUGACAAGAUAGAAUUUGUGGAGCUGCAUAGAGACACUGCUUCAGUCCUUGUAGACAGUUAUGUCAAGGAAGGAAUUGAGAAACGUCCUCCACGGGAAGUGGUAUUCCGUCAUGACAAGAAAUUCCAGCAACAUAACAUGCCAUCCCAAGCAUGUAUCCAACAACCAGCCCAAAACAAAGUAUCUGAUUCCAUAGCAGCGGUUAUGGCAGCAGUAAGGGAUGCUAUUAAUUAUCCAGGGAUCAAGGUUGAGCCAGGUACAGUGAAAGUUGAACCCGGUAUCCCAACUAACCCUUGUACUUUGGCUGCACCGGUAGUGACGUCAAAUCCAGACCUGUACAUUUCUCAUGUUGCAGUAGGCCAAAAUACAGCAACUGCAGUGAAGAGUGAACCUACCAUCAGCAGCAGCAACACGACAGACAGCAUAAUGUCCGCAGAUAGCCAGAGAAGAGAAAAAGAAACCAAUAAUGAUAAUACUACCACAGCUACUACAAGUAGAAGCAGUUCUUCGACAACUGAGAAGAAGACAGAUCAUCGUGAAGAAAGCAGAAGACAUGACAGGAGAGAUGAACAUCGUCACAGGAGUCGGAGCCGAAGCAGGAGUUGCAGUCGGAGUAGUAGUCGUUAUAGUGAUAGAAACCGGCAUGAAUAUCGGCAUCGCAGUGAGAGGGAGAGACGAGAUAGGCACCGAAGUGAUAGAGACAGAUAUAGAGAGAGGGAACGUGACAGGGACCGACACAGAAGCCAUUAUAGAAGUGACAGUCAUGGGAGAAGGCGGGGUUCAGAUGGCAGGUAUAGGGAUCAUAGGGAUGACCGAGACAGUAGUUACCAUAGUGAUAGCAAUAGUCGUCAUAGUGACUACAGAUAUUCUGAGAGCCAGUCUCAGAAUCCCAAAGAAUCUACUUCAACCAGUAAGCCUCCUUCCCCUUCUAAUUACCAAUCUUCCCAAAAACCAGAUGAAGGAGGUUCUCAGGAAUCGAAUUGGCCACAGACUUCUACUGCGAGCUUCACUGGACAGCAGUGUUUAGGUGUUAGCAGUGAUUAUGAAAGCAAAGAUGUAGACCGGAGACAAAUUGCCAAUCCAUUUGAUUCUCUAAGUCGUCAAGAUAAAUCUAAUUUUAGUGAGUUGUUUGGCAGCCAUGAUGUAGACUACAGGAUGCUUCCGUGUUCUGGUGGCAACUCUAAUGCCACUGAUAAGUCUCAGGUAUUUACUAUCCAAGAUGAUGUAAAACCAAGCAGUUACAAAGUUCAUCAUCCUCCAAAUCAUCCAGCUGAAUCAACUCCCUACAGUCAGUCUCAACUACUUGGUUUUUCUCAGGUGUCACAACAACUGCCAUUCUCAAGAUCUGUUCAGCUGCCUCGGCCGCCAAUGCCCAUAUCUGGUCCCAGUUACCCUCAUCCGCCUAAUCCUGGCUACUAUGAGGCGAAAAAUCCUAAUAAGUUCAAUAACCCAAAUUACUAUUCAUCACCAUAUCCAGAGAGAAAGGAUUUUGAACAGAAUCGUUUCACUUCAGCAAAUCCCAGUUAUGCUCCUAUGCCCUAUGUCGAGUGUUCAACACUGGCUCCAGAUAGUAACAGAAGCUAUCCACCUGAGAAAGAUGAUAGAAAGAAUUUCAAUCAAAAUUAUCCAAGUGCAAUAAACCAGUCUAAGAGCUCUGAGAAUCAGUACGGCUACCCUUCCUCUGAUGAAAGGAUCAAACAAGACUUGGAUACUCGGACAGGCUAUUCUUCACUAAAGACUUCACCCGGACUUACCUCCCACCCAGUUAGCCCCCAGCCAAUGACAUCUUUAUAUUUGCCCUACUCUUUAAACAAAUCUCCUCUUCCUCAACCAGAGACACUUGCUGCUGACUUUCCUUCUGGUAAAGACAGUGAUUUCCGAUUCAAGACUGGCACGGGGAAUAAAAAUGAAACUUUGGCGCCAAACAAAGACAAUAAUAAUCCAAAUGAUUCUGUCUUGGAGAUUAAGACCUUUUCCUCCAUGCCAAAACAGGAGGUAGCCUCGUCUCCUAAUAAUGGUUCCUCUGCAAGCAAAUCAUUCACUCAAUCAGCCACUAUUCAGUUACCAGAAAGCUUCACACAAGACGCCUACAAUAAACAGAGUGGGUCAGUUCCUAAAAAUGAUUAUGGCUCCUCCCAAAGGUGGGGCGUUGGUGAUAAAGGUCAAGAUGGCAGGUCCUCGUCUUUUUCUGCAAACACAAGAGACAUUCCACAACCAACACUCCAGCAGCAGCAGGGUCAGUGGUCUGAGAGGGACAGCAUGAAUCUUGGAAUGCCACCACCCCCACCAAACGGUCCUCCAGCACAUUUUGGUAUGAUGUUUCUUCCAAAUUAUUCUGGCUAUUCAGGCUACCCAAAUAUGCCACCUGACAUGGGUAGAAGAUACCCGUUCUAA